AAUUAGAAGCUCUGCUUCUUUCUUUUGCUAAUUUCCUCCAUUUCUCAUCUUACUCUUCCCAUCAAAUGGCUCGUCUUGCAAAUUUAAACGGGAAAUUCUCCGCCAUUCCCAAUCUCCCAAAGCUUCAAAACAUUCAUAAGAGACUUAAAAUUACUGGGUUCCUCAAGAAACAAACAGAUGUUUCUUCUCAUCAAAUCUCAUUGACAAGAAGAUUGGCUUUAACCAGCCUUGUCUCUGUUGCUCUCUUUGGCAAUGCAUCCCCCGAGAUUGCUUCUGCUAACGAGUAUUGGCUCGACGGCCCUUUGCCUGUCCCUUCUGUUGACAACAACAUUGUGAAUGAGCAAACGGGGACGCGAUCGUUUCUGAAGACAGGGAUAUACAUAGCUAACAUAGGAACAAAAGGAAGAAAAUACAGAUUGAAAAAAUAUGCAUUUGAUCUUCUGGCUAUGGCAGAUUUGAUUGGGAAAGAUACUUUGAAUUAUGUCAGAAAGUAUCUUCGACUCAAAUCAACCUUCAUGUACUAUGAUUUUGACAAAGUUAUCUCAGCAGCAGCAGACGAUGAGAAGCAGCCUCUUGUUGAUUUAGCAAACAGAUUAUUCGACAAUUUCGAAAAGCUUGAAGAUGCAGCAAAGCAAAAGAAUCUGAGUGAAACUGAAUCCUACUAUCAACAAACAACACCCAUACUUCAAGAAGUCAUGGAUAGAAUGGCAUAAAUUGAACAAAUUUAUUGAUUAGAAAGUUCGGAGGAUCUGCUUGAUUUUCCAUAAUUCUUCUGUGGUGCUUGUUCAUAAUUAGUUUCCAUUUUUCCCAUGUCUUUCAAUGCGGCUUAAAGAUGCAAAAUCAAGACAAACAAUGCAGUGAGUUUCACAAAUUAUAGUUCAA
Cucumis sativus (cucumber) is the source of this 882-nucleotide messenger RNA. RefSeq names its product photosynthetic NDH subunit of lumenal location 3, chloroplastic. Bases 66 to 713 code for a protein of 215 amino acids. Gene Ontology annotation, cellular component: chloroplast; extrinsic component of membrane; photosystem II oxygen evolving complex. The record is from RefSeq and is a predicted model, not a curated record. Lineage: Eukaryota; Viridiplantae; Streptophyta; Magnoliopsida; Cucurbitales; Cucurbitaceae. Gene Ontology annotation, biological process: photosynthetic electron transport chain; photosynthesis. The transcript has 3 exons. Gene Ontology annotation, molecular function: calcium ion binding.